CCAAAGUACUAGGAUUACAGGUGUGGCCCACCGUACCUGGCCAUUUUUGCCUUUUUUGUUCAGUGAUAUAUCCCAAGUACCUUGACACUGAGUAGGUGCUCAAUAAAUAUUUGUUGACUACAUGAAUGAAUCAUGCCCAAGAUUCUGAGAUUACCUACCACUUACAGGUAAAUUCUGAAAACAAAAAUACUACUCAUCUCAGUUUCACAGGCCUUCUCACGCACAGAGGGUGAUGCUUCUCUGUCUUGGCGUCUCGGUUCUCCUGAGUGUCAUAUUCCAAGCUCACAGGAGCCCCCAGAGUAGCACUGACCCAGACGCUACACACAGCUGUCACCACCACAAGGAACAGGACAUACAAAGUGAAGGAAGUACUAAGGCAGGAUGUUGAGAGCAGCAACACCAAUAGCAUUUUAAACACAAACAUUUGGGAAGUAUUAAAGUUUCGUAAUUUUCAAUAAAAAAGGGAGGGAACAAGUGAAAUUGAGAGGUGUUGGCUGCCUUCUCCAGGUAAAGCCACAUGGCCUUGGUUGGUACCUGGAACUGGAGAGGCCCAUGAAUCAUUGUGGAAUGGCUUUGCUACUGGGGAUGGUGCCGGGCAUCAUGACAGUGAUGAUUCACCCACCUCCCUCGUGUCUCUUCCAUCUCCUCCGAAAGGUAAGCAGUAUCUCCAGAUGACAAGGAAUCAGACAAAGCAUCUUUCUAGGCUGUUCGAUCUGUACCUCAGGUCAGAGAAGAAGCAACCCUUAACAUCACAGUGAUUGACUCUUCCCAGGAUCGUGGACCAUAGGUGUAUAUGAGAGGAUAUAAAUGACAACUCUUCCUGAAAUUGAUUUCAGUUGACACCUGGAUCAGGUGUUCUAUUAAAGAGUCAUUAGAACCAUGUGGCCAGGGGACAAAUAUAGUCUUUGAAUGUGACGUUCAAGCUUCCUCAUUGCUGAACAUGUUUAGGCAGGUACAGGCAUCCUUAGGUGUCCACGUAUUUGGGACAUGUAAGUGGAGAGGCAUGAACCUGAUUCAUUUCCUGAUCCAGUGAUGCUCCCCAGCCUGCCUCCAAACAGAUGCAGCAUAGCCCAGGCCAGCUCUUAAGGAGUUCAGGAGUGAGAAGAGGCCCUCAGAGAUCUGACAGCCUAGCAGCGCGUGGACACCGCCUCAGCCCGCUGAGCAGGAGUCACAGCACGAAGACCAAGCGCAAAGCGACCCCUGCCCUCUAUUCUAACUGCUCCCCCCUUGGAGAGAUGGCACCGGCCGGAGCAGGAUUCUGCCCCCUUCUGCUGCUUCUGCUGCUCGGGCUGUGGGUGGCAGAGAUCCCAGUCAGUGCCAAACCCAAGGGCAUGACCCCAUCUCAGUGGUUUCAAAUUCAGCACGUGCAGCCCAGCCCUCAAGCAUGCAACUCAGCCAUGAAAAACAUCAACAAGCACACAAAACGGUGCAAAGACCUCAACACCUUCCUACACGAGCCUUUCUCCCGUGUGGCCACCACCUGCCAGACCUCCAACAAAGCCUGCAAGAAUGGCGAUAAAAACUGCCACCAGAGCCAUGGACCUGUGUCCCUGACCAUGUGUCAGCUCACCUCAGGGAAGUACCCGAACUGCAGGUACAAAGAGAAGCGCCAGAACAAGUCUUACAUAGUGGCCUGUAAGCCUCCCCAGAAAAAAGACUCUCAGCAAUUUCACCUGGUUCCUGUGCACUUGGACAGAGUCCUUUAGGUUUCCAGACUGCCUUGCUGAGCCUCAAUUCCCUCUCCAGGCCUCUGCACCACUCCCCUACACCCAGAGCAUUCUCUUCCCCUCAUCUCUUGGGGCUCUUCCUGGUUCAGCCUCUGCUGGGAGGCUGAAGCUGACACUCUGGUGAGCUGAGUUCUAGAGGGAUGGCCUUUCAUCUUUUUGUUGCUGUUUCCCCAGAUGCCUAUCCCCAAGAAAGGGGCUAAGCAAGCUCAGGGCUGUGGGUUCCCUGGUCUAUGCCUUUGCACAUGUCUCCCCUGCCCCCUGGCAUUAUGGCAGCAUGACAAGGAGAGGAAAUAAAUGGAAAAGGGGCAUAUGGGAUUUGUGGACACAGCUGUUUCUGUUCCUGAACUAGAAGUCUUCCCCAGCUCUGACGUGGCAGUGAGGUGACCUGAAGCAAAGAAAAAUAUAAAUAAAUACCACUUCAUAUUUGUGUAGAGCCUCCACGUGAAUCCUGUAAUCCCCUGUGACAUAGACUUGACAGGGAUUGUAUGCCUUCUUUAUGGAUGAGGAAAUGGAGAUUUUAGAAAGCUUAAUUAAUUAAAGAGCUUGUCUAAUUAGUUAGUAGCAGAACCUGGACUUGAACCUAGGUCUCAUUACUCUAAAUAUACUGUACUUUCUACUCUACCAGUUGGGCAACAAAGAAGACACCAUUACAGGGGCAAGAGGAGAACUAGGUAAAAGUUCACCCAUGAAGAAAUGAGUGCUCUGAAGAGCCAGUUACCCUGUGUUGGCUGCAAUAAAGAUCAUUACCUCUCUAGCCAA
Messenger RNA from Cercocebus atys (sooty mangabey), 2486 nucleotides. RefSeq names its product ribonuclease, RNase A family, 7 (gene RNASE7). The record is from RefSeq and is a predicted model, not a curated record. The transcript has 2 exons. Gene Ontology annotation, biological process: innate immune response; defense response to Gram-negative bacterium; defense response to Gram-positive bacterium. Bases 1059 to 1706 code for a protein of 215 amino acids. Gene Ontology annotation, molecular function: nucleic acid binding; RNA nuclease activity. NCBI's taxonomy places the organism in Eukaryota, Metazoa, Chordata, Mammalia, Primates, Cercopithecidae.